Molecule: messenger RNA, 1320 nt
Organism: Seminavis robusta
Lineage: Eukaryota; Bacillariophyta; Bacillariophyceae; Naviculales; Naviculaceae
Source: the annotation of a GenBank genome assembly
AUGUACCGUAAGCGCCAUCGCGAAUUAAAAACGAAAACAGGAGCCAGAAGGGGGUGGAUGGAAAGCAAAUCCAAGGGGGCAAGUCGUAAAGGCGAGGGGCACACCACCAAUCUACGACGAGGCUUUCCAGAUCGGGAAAGCAAAUCCGAGGGGUACACAAAUCCACAACGAAGCAUUCCAGAUCGGGAGAGCAAAAGUGAGGGGCACAUCACCAAUCCACGACGAGGCUUUCCAGAUCGGGAAAGCAAAUCCGAGGAGUUCACCAAUUCAGAUCGGGAAAGCAAAAGCGAGGGGCACACCACAAAUCCACGACGAGGCAGUUCAGAUCGGGAAACCUACUACAGAGAAGCAAAAGCAAGGGAAGGAAAAGUGGAACGGGAAAAGGAAGCACGAAGAAGAAGGCAAAGCGUGAUUUGUUCAUCCUCCCACAUCACGAUUACGAGCACCCCUGCCGAAGCGCCGACUGUCGCUGCAGUUCCAGCGGAAACCGAAGAUGUGACACCACCGGCAUCCAUGCCUUCACAAUCAUCGGCGGUACCCGAAAUCAACUUUAGGGGUGGCUUUCCUUGCGACAACACACCCUUUACCUUGAACAGCAAUCCUUCCGAUUGGUCGUAUCCCCAGAUUUUGCCAUUGGAUCCUGCAGAUCCGACGUCCCUGUGUUUCCUCCGCAUGUCAGAAGAUAGCAGUGAGAAUGCGGGUGCCUCUACUGCCUUUUUGGACCUGGUAUUUGAAGAGGACAAUGUCAAUCGCAUUUUUUCCAUGACCAUUGGAUACAGAAUUUAUGGACCUGAAGCGACCACUGGAGAUGGCAUGGCCUUUGUCAUUCACCAAGACCCACGAGGCAAGGAUGCUCUGGGGGGUGGCGGAGGAGGCUUGGCGGUCUACAGCUCGAGCAUAGAUGGGAAUUUUCUGGAAGAUGGAAUCCGUCCUGCAUUAGUCAUUGAGUUUGAUACGGUUGACAACAGCUUUGACAACCCAAACCUACUUGAUGACGGCGUUCCCAACAUCCAUGUAAUGCAGGUAGAUGGAACAGGGGCACUCACCGAGUUGGCAGAAGCACCAUCCGUGCCGAUUCUGACGGAUGAGGCAGGAACUACGUCCGGACGAAUGUGGGUUGACUAUUGCGAUGGCCGGGUCCUGAAAGUCUAUAUCAACAAUGCGGGAGAUACCAAGCCUUCGAUUCCCCAGGCUGAGGUCACUUUUGAUAUGGACAGUAUCUUUUCAGGGCAGAACUUCGUGUCUGGAUACGGCGCAGCAACUGGGUUCUUUGCCGACUAUCACGAGAUCACCUCAUGGGACCUGUCCCAGACUUGUUGA